This is a messenger RNA of Zerene cesonia (dogface butterfly), 514 nucleotides long. RefSeq names its product histone H2A, sperm-like. Gene Ontology annotation, cellular component: nucleosome. The record is from RefSeq and is a predicted model, not a curated record. The transcript has a single exon. The coding region runs from base 11 to 391 and encodes 126 amino acids. Gene Ontology annotation, molecular function: protein heterodimerization activity; structural constituent of chromatin; DNA binding. NCBI's taxonomy places the organism in Eukaryota, Metazoa, Arthropoda, Insecta, Lepidoptera, Pieridae.
GUAAAACAAUAUGAAGCCAGCAAUAAAGAAGACCAUCAGCAGAUCCUCGAAAGCCGGGCUGGCUUUCCCUGUGGGCAGGAUUCACAAGAUGCUACGAAAAGGGAACUACGCACCACGUGUCGGGUCAGGCGCUCCAGUGUAUCUAGCUGGUGUCCUAGAAUACUUGGCUGCGGAAAUACUAGAACUUUCGCUGGAGGUCGCUAAAAAUAAUAACAAGACCAGGAUCAUACCACGGCACAUAAUGGUCGCUAUUAAAACUGACGAUGAAUUGAACAGAAUGCUAUCAGGAGUGACUAUAUCACAAAGCGGUGUGCUGCCAUCUAUAAAUUCAGUUUUGUUGCCAAGGAAAACGGUGAAAAAUACGUCGAAGAUGCAAUCCUCACAGAGUUAGUUUUAAGAAAAGAUAAUGCAGUAAUUUAUUUCCUAUUUAUUGUUUUUGAUAUUUAAUAAAUGCAUAUUAAAAUAUUGUAAUUGAACGUUUGUGAUAAACUUAGUCCUUUUAAGGACUGCAACG